Messenger RNA from Dermacentor andersoni, 5539 nucleotides. RefSeq names its product trypsin-1-like. Gene Ontology annotation, biological process: proteolysis. Gene Ontology annotation, molecular function: serine-type endopeptidase activity. NCBI's taxonomy places the organism in Eukaryota, Metazoa, Arthropoda, Arachnida, Ixodida, Ixodidae. The record is from RefSeq and is a predicted model, not a curated record.
UCGGCCGCAGACGGUCCGCCGACGACGCGAGCCCAUGCCGCGACCUGCCGCCGCCCUCGCCCCCUCGGGACUCCUGGUCCUGAUGCUGUACGCCCUCGCAGGCACCGCGGCCGGAGCGGUCUCCCUGUCCAAGGCCGAGGUCGACGAGUUCUGGAAGCAAUACAAAGAUGACCAACGGCCACUUUGCCCGAGCGCUGCCUCGGAGCAGCACCGCUCCAGGAGGGUGGUCGGAGGCCGGGAUGCUGGCGAGCCUAUCCCAUUCAUGGCCAGCCUCCAGAAGAACGUGACCGGGCUGUCCAAACCUUUCCCGUUCUGCGGUGCCAGCAUGCUAACCGAGAAGCACCUCGUCACUGCUGCUCACUGCCUCAAAAAUAAAACGGCGUCCAUGCUGUCGGUGAACGUGGGCGACUACAACCUGUCAUCGAGCGACGACGCCCAAAAUGUGGUGCGCAACGUGCUGAGAUUCAUACAGCACGAGGAAUACGUCAUCUCCACGUACGACAACGACAUUGCCGUGCUCACGCUCGAGGAGCCGGUGCCGUGGGAGUCUCUCACAACAGUAGUCCUCCCACCCGUCAACUCGGACCUGGCGCAGGACACCACGGUCUGCGUCAUGGGCUGGGGAAGGCUCCAGUACGAGGGCGCCAAGCCGACUACCCUGCAGAAGCUGUGCAUGCCCUCGGUGAACAGGACCGAGUGCCAGCGGCCACUGACGCACAAGGUGAACACGAACAUGAUCUGCGCCGGUGGCCGCGAGGGCCAGGACGCAUGCGUGGGUGACUCUGGGGGCCCCCUGAUGGUGCAAGUGGGCAACUACGAGGCGAUCUGUGGAAUCGUGUCAUUCGGCAAGAAAUGCGCCCUCAAGGACGUGUACGGCGUGUACACGCGAGUCGGUAUCUUUGUUCCGUGGCUGUACGCGAAGACUCGGGACGCCAAGUGCAAGCCGUCCAUCAGCGACGAAGCAAGCUACCCCGACCUGAUCCAAGUCACCACCAAGCCCGCUCUACCGGAGCUAGACCCCGACAACCACAUCUAGGCCGCAUCCCACAGCCUCCGAUAUAGUGGGUGUUAAGCGAUUCGCAGCACGUUUCCUUGAAAAGUGCGUAUGGUAAGGAGUCCUGGCGCUCAGACGUACGUUCGUGGAAGGAGCUUGCUUGUUUACUCUCAAGUGCAACAAUUCAGGACUGUCGCUUGCGUAUGUCACCAAUUAUCAAACUACUACAAAUCUAUACCUUAUUGCAAAAAAAAAAAAAAAAAAGCAGGGGAGUGGGCGUCGACACCAGAUGUGGUUCUCUAAAAAUUGCCAUAAAAUUACAUCUCGGCGCGAAGUUUGAGCGCUCAAGGCACGGUCCAAGACGCACUUUUCAAGCGAAAUACAGUUGUUUUUGCAAAGCCCGUGCAGAGGUAAGAAACUGCUCUCGGGGGCUCACCUACACUAGCAGGUUCAAGUGAGUUCAGUCCCUGAGUGGCGCGGAUAGAUGCGCGGCCACAGCUGCAUGACCGCGUCUCGGCUAGCGCAACCGCCAGUGCGCGUGGGCCCCCAAGGUGGUUGCUGGUGACGUUACGUUUACGAAUGUGUUUAGUGUGGAAGAUGAUUAUGUCCAAAGCAAUGUACACGAGCGCAUGAGGCUUGCUUUGUUUUUCUUUGUUCAAAGCAGAGCGCCAAACCUACGCACGUAUCGUGCAACGAGACGGAUGCCAAAAUGCCCAGCCUCAUGCCGAAGGAUAAACGAACGAAAUUUCCCCGUGUGACUGCGCUAAUGCGUUUUUUGGUGCAGCUGAAACAUUCCGUAACCGUUUUCUGAGAAUGCGGUAGCCCCCGUGCGCUCCGUGGUCUUUCUGUAGAAGCUUUCGGGCUCAUAAGCUUUGGCAACGAAUGGCGGGAGAAAGAAGUCCCCGGGUGGCGGCAUCACUACAUACAGUUGCACCAGCGUCGCCAGAAAAUCAGAAGGGACUAGUUUUCGCCCUCAGCUGACGGCGGGUGCCUGUCAGUCUGCCGAGCAGCGAUUCUCCCGCCUUACAAACUUUCGGCAGCGCGUCCGCCUCAUUUAGGCAAAACUGAUGUCGCUCAAAAUUAAUGUGUGCCAAAGAUAACGGUGAUAAAAUUUGGGGGAGGCUCGUCCUUUCAAUACACCACGUCUCAUAUCUAGUCAACUAAAUGUCCCCGGCUGUGUGCCGCAGCGAUCACAGGUACGGGGCAGUCGCCGAGGGCUGACGCCCAAGUGACACCAUAUGCUCCUAGCAGAAAAACCUAUUUACUAAAUAUUUCAAAAGUUUGAAGUCUAUCAUUGUUAUUGCAUCUUAUAGCUUUUGCAUGACGGUUUACUUGCUCCAUCUUUGCUACUAUCCUGUGAAACAAAUGGGGCAAAAUAUAAACGUCGCACAUGUUAACAUUUUGUGCUAGACAAAAAGUAAAGCUUAACAUGUUUUUUUAUUCUUCAGUUGAAGAACGAUUGUUUGCAAAACGCGUGCAAAAGUAUAUGCAAUUUAGGCGCAUAUGACAGCUCUAUGCGCAGUUCAGAAACGUGUGUUAGCGGUGUGUUAAAUUGUGCUAGUUCCGAAGUUCCCGCUACCCAGUUCUUAACACUUUCCAUAAGGUUCCGAUGGUUAUACUCGGGGUGACUAACACUGGAGCGGCGGUCACCACAGUAAGCACGUGAUUAAUUAGAAAAGGAAAUGGAUACGAUUUCGUGGGGCGAUCGAGCCUGCUGGGCAAAGCACGCCCGAAAUCGCGAGCGAAUUUUUAACUUGCCAAGUGCAUACAACCACAUCGCUUUCCUCCUCCCUCUCAUCAUUAAAAGUCGUGUGCUGACCGAUUUUCGGUGCGCGACCUGCAUCCGUGCUCUGGAUAUGACGGCCGCCCCGCUGCCGUGCACCUGCAAUAAAUCGGGCUGUUCAUGGCACACGAAAGAUCGGCGGAAGCUCGAAUGAGUGCGCCAGCAUGCACCCGGCACCGUGUGCUCACAGGGCAACUGACGAAAGAGGCCAACAUACACGGGCACGCAUACGCCGUGCCCAGAAAUAGCAGCUUUAGGAUCUGUGCCAGCAUGGCGGCACCAAAGUCUGCCAGAGUCGUGAAGCCAUGCAAGGUUCAGCAAUACAUGAAUACUGCUUCGAUCUCAAGCUGGUGGAGACAGACAUGUGCUAUCUGGGUUGACCUGUACCGACCUAUUGAGCUUUACGCUCGACAUGACUGGCCUAGUGCCUUUUCGUCCCGUUUAUUGAGCCGCCAAGCCCACCGGCUUUCGCUUGCAAAAUUCCCAGGCGGCAAUCGGGUAAUGCGCGCUGCCUAGCCAUUUAUUUUAUCGCGACGUUCAUUAGUACGCGAGCAGGAAGUAAAGCUCGUCGAGAACCCGGGCAUUACCAUUAUUCGGGGCAUUAUUUUCUUACCACGCCAUUUCAUAAGAGACCAAAGUGAUUCUCCGCGGCUAACGCGACCAUGACAAAUUUUGACCGCAGUGGAUCCACCAUUUGCGCAAUGACCGCAUAACCACCGCUAACCUUAGAGCAGUGAUGGAGAGCGCCACACCACGUUUUUAGAAUGCACUAAGGACUGCACAAGUCUCUGCUCCAUCUCAAUAACUCCGUGCAGUGCAGUGAAGCUUCACAUCACAUUCAGUGACGAUGAGUCGGGUUCCGAGAAUGGACGGGCACUCGCACAUUGUGCGCCUCUGAUCCUUCCAUGGAAUCCUCAUUCAGACCAGAGAAGGACUUUUCUAUAUUCUGGUUGGCUACCCGUAGCUUUCUCUACACAGCACGGAGUUGGCGAGAUGGAGUUGGUGAGAUUGUGUAGGUGUGGUGCAUCAAUGAACAAGUUUGCGGAGAACAUGGCCUCCGAUCUCGGAGGUCAUACUGAGAAGCAGGUUGUACAUACGUCCGCAGCUAGACCAGAUUACACAAUGAUACGUACUGUACAGGAACCAGUGGUGAACUGCACAGCUGAUCAAACAUCACGCACAUGCUAUAGACGCAAGACUUUUGUAAUGCCAGCGACGUAUGCACUCAACGAUCUUCAACGCUAACAAUGUCGUUUGUGGCACAGCCAAGUGGCGCACACCCUGAAGACCAUGCUUUCUUGAAUAGGGAUAAAGUGUUCGCACAACACCAGAACAUGGACACAAGAAGGUACAACAGAGUGUGUCUGCCCUUCCUUCUUGAGUCCAUGUCCUGGUGUUGUGCUACUUCAUCCCAAUUCAAUAUGACUGACCAAGCCUACAUCACCACCCUUGUCAAUCGUGCCUUCAACAGCACAAUUGGUGGUCAGAAGUGUCGGCCUGCAACUACCAUGUGGUGUCAUGUGGUGAUGUUUAGAUGUUCUAUUGUUGCUGUUAUGAUUGGAGGCUCGUUAAAGGUACACCUUAAUUGCUAGACUAAAUUUUUGCUAUUUUGUUUGUUAUACAUUACUAGCAUUAAGUGCAUAAAAGUAAUGUAGUGAGAGAAGUUCUCCAUAAAAGGGAUGCUAAAUAGAAAAAUUAUUUCAGCUAUGUUAGUAAAUUACCCUUCUGUAAUACGAAAAAAGCCACUUUUAUUGCAAAAGGAGGCUUGGCAAGCCAGAAAAGACGCAACCACGAAAGACGGGUGGUGAUGGUACUUUGACGCUCCCGUGCAAGCUUGCCAUGACAUUAAAUUUGACAGCAUCUGCUCAGGCCCAGUUAACUUAUUUUAUUGUUAAAGAUUAACUAUAUCUAUUCUAAAGGAACCACAAACUGAACUUGACAAGUUUCGAAAACACUUGAUACACAACUGCUCAAAUACGGGAAAUAGACUGCUGUCCCGUUGAUGUGCCAGCUCUCAGGUUUCUGUGCGAAAAAAAAGAUUAAACCAUUAUCUCCAUCUUUUCUUUUAUUAAUCAAGCUAUAUUACAGUGCAGGUAACAAAAAUAGUGUUUCAAAGAAUAAUCUAGGGAUCAGUAUAAGCUGAUUUAAUUUUUCUCUUUGAUGUCCCUUUAAUGUUGUUAAAUUACAGCUGAUGCGAGCGACUGCCGAUUUUAGGGCAUGCAAAUACAAUGCGAAGUGCCCAUCAAGUACCGUAAUGCGCAAAUGCUAUGCAGUGUAGCCGUUGAAGGUCCAGUAAAAUAUGAGUUAUGCAUGAUAAAUAGAUUAUCUGCAUCUCAAUCUUCCUUUCAGUGCCACCACAUGUGUGGCGUAACUAUUGGUUUAAAGAAACCAGAUACUUUCUGCAUAUUCAAACUUAAGCCUUUGCUUUUCCACUUCAUUACAGACAAUAAGCAUACAUGUAUGCAUACAAAAAAAAAAUGAUAAACUAAACGUUUUUAAAACAAGAUAUGAAGCUCAUAUUUUACUGGCACUAACACAGCUUUCGUGUUGGAGCAUUUGUGGAUGUCAAGAAAAAAAUGCAAUGUUUUGGUCAUGCCAAAGAAUUUACUGUUCCAAGACAAAAUGUGUUAGAGUUAUAAGACAGUACACCUGCUCCUGUACUUAAGUGUAUUAGUCACCUACAGCUUAGCAACAAAUGUAACUGCACUGCAAAGUAGUUGUGAAAUAUGUGGACAAUAAAUAUAUUUUUGUUUGUUAAAAUA